This is a messenger RNA of Diaporthe amygdali, 960 nucleotides long. RefSeq lists its product as uncharacterized. The coding region runs from base 1 to 960 and encodes 319 amino acids. The transcript has a single exon. Gene Ontology annotation, molecular function: 4-hydroxy-tetrahydrodipicolinate synthase activity. The record is from RefSeq and is a predicted model, not a curated record. NCBI's taxonomy places the organism in Eukaryota, Fungi, Ascomycota, Sordariomycetes, Diaporthales, Diaporthaceae.
AUGAAUGGAACAAGCGGAAUCACCGACACCAGUACUGGCUUGGAUCUGCGUGGCCUCAUACCAGCUCCCGUAACGCCUUUCAACGAGGAUGAUAGUGUUGACUAUUCCGCAAUUCAACGUCUAGGUUCCUGGCUGGGAUCCAUCCCUGGCGUCAAAGGACUUGUCGUUCUUGGUCAUGCGGGUGAGGGUACGUUCUUGACCCAGGAGGAGCAAGUCUCUGUGAUCAAGGAAUUUGUUCGAUCUGUCGAGAAUAGAAUCCCGAUCAUCGCAGGGAUUACAGGCGAGGGCACAGAAGUCGCCGCUCUCGAAGCGAAACGCGCGAAGGAUGCGGGAGCGGCUGCUGGACUGCUGUACCCUUCUCACGGCUGGCUGCGAUUUGGCUACCAGCUAGGUGCGCCGCAGGACCGGUACAGACGGGUAUUUGAAGUCAGCGGACUGCCAUUGAUUCUCUUCCAAUACCCCGACAACACCAAAGCAACAUACAGCCUCCAGACAAUGCUGGACAUCGCGGCUCAACCAGGUGUUUUCGCAAUGAAAAAUGGGGUGCGCAAUAUGCGUCGGUGGGAUACCGAGAUUCCAGUAAUUCGAAAGCAGCGACCGGAUCUGCAGAUUUUGACAUGCCACGAUGAGUACUUGCUACACACGAUGUUCGACGUCGACGGUGCUUUGGUUGGCUACGGAAAUAUAGCUCCUGAGCCCUUGAUUGAGCUGAUUGAGGCCGGCAAGGCGAAAGAUUACAAGAAAGCAAGAGAAAUUCACGACCAGCUUCUACCGGUCACCAAGGCUGUAUAUCACCGGGGCUCGCAUAUGGAAGGCACCGUUGCGCUCAAGCAUGCUUUGGUUGCGCGAGGUAUUCUCAGUCAUGCCACUGUUCGGUCACCGUUGAUCCCACUGGAAAAAGGAGCGCCGGAAGAGAUUCAUGCGGCUGUUAGUGCCGCUAGCUUAAGCCGCGUUGUUUAA